Molecule: messenger RNA, 1031 nt
Organism: Oryza brachyantha (malo sina)
Lineage: Eukaryota; Viridiplantae; Streptophyta; Magnoliopsida; Poales; Poaceae
Exons: 8
Coding region: 248-745 (165 amino acids)
Source: RefSeq, a predicted model, not a curated record
GUUCCCAGUUUCCAGCGGCGGAUCACAUGUUCUUGAAUCGGAAAAGUCGUAUGAACAAUUAAGUGAGUAGUCGUCAGGUAGCAUACCUUUGAAGGCGGGAGACAAGUGUUGUGCAACCACCCAGCUGAUGACGGGGCAUUUUCACUGCCUCUGCACUUCGCAUUUGCCGUUUUGCAGGCGAGAGAUUUAACCUGCAACCACCAACCCGAUCGAUCGAUCGAUCUGCAGGUUUGCUUGCAUCUGAAAAAUGUCCUCUUCUAGUGAUCGAUGGCGGAGCAGCCACCGCCGCCACCUCCAUCUCCUCCUCCGGCGCCGACGACUGUGCCGGCGGCUCCUCCGCGUGUGCCUGUUUGUUCAUGUGGAUCUGCAGAGGUUGGCCGGGUUUGAGCAGUUGGACGCUCGCAUCAAGGAGCUGACCUCGUCGCAGGGGCAGUUGCUGGACAAGAUCCAGAAGCUCAAACUGGAGGUGCAGAACUGGCGCUCCAAUCUCGAGACACAGGUCAAAACAAGCCAGAAUGAACUUCUGGAGCUGAAGAAGGGGCUCAAUUCUGAAGUAGAGCUGCUGAAAUCGGAAAUGAAGGAAAUCAAGUCUGCAAUCCAGGAAGAGAGGACCAGCUUACAGACUCAGUUUGUAGAUACAGAGAAGAGCAACGAAGACACAAAUCAAGCCCAACAUCCCCAAGAACAAGUACAGGAGAUUGAUGCCGGUGUCUAUACAGAAGAACAAGCUGAAAUGGAAGCAUGAGUUGGUGCUCUACACAGAUAUGGUUGUGCUGCUAGAUGUGGGGAUCCAUUCAAUGCAUUGCACAAAAAUGUUCAGUGUAUAAGGACUUGAAUUUCGGUAAAUACAUACACGCACUACAUGACAGGGAGGGGCCAAACUUGCACACUUGCGAGUUUCCUAGUGCAUGUUUGUAUAUCAGUACUGGCAAAUUGAAGUGCUGUUGUGACAAACAAGCAAUUUCCCUAGUACACUCACAAGAAUUACUUGAGUUGUAAUCAUUUCAUGUACUCUCUAUUUUGAAACUAGU